CACGUCUCUCCAGUGAAGAGGAUGGAUGAAGGAGCGGACAGUGCGGACGGACGCGCAGCCUUUCACCCAGCGGACUUUCAUUGUUGACAUUAUGUUAAAGAGUGUGUCUGGCAGACGACACGGAGGAGCAACCGAGGCGACACUCACACAUCACCAGUGACUGGCUGGUUUUGAUGACCGAUGGCCUCCUUCACCUGAUGGUGCCUUUAAAUGCUCAUGAAGAAAUGUAAAUGAGCUUGAGUUAGCACAGAACUUGACCUACUCUAUAAAGGAUAGAAGUCAUUAGAGGCUGAUCUUAUGAGGACGCUGUUUUUCCCACAGCUGUGUGCUGUGCUAGUCCAGCUGUGAGGUGAGGGUGCCCUGAGGAAGAGCGAUGGGCUGCGGGGGGAGCAGGACUGAUGCUCUGGAGCCUCGAUACCUGGAGAGCUGGACCAAGGAGACGGAGUCCACAUGGCUGACCAGCACCGACACUGAUAUCCCCCUGUCGUCCAUCCAAAGCAUCCCCUCAGACAACUCUGAGGCCGGCUUCGCUUCUGAGAAAACAAUCAGCCCUGUUCCAGAUUUCUUUGAAGACGGCCUCCCUCUUCCUGCUCAGGCCUACCUAAAGGUCUGUUCAGCCGUGUCUGAAGUCAGUCUGAAUGACGUGAAACCCAGCAGCCCUCCUGCAAUACUGGACUCUCCAUCCAAGGAGGCGGUGUCGCCGUCAUCCGGCACCACAGUGCAGCGCAGGAGUGUCCUACACACUGAAGAGAUUACAAAAUGGCAGGACAAUCGUAUGUCGACAAAGCAGGUGACCAUCACAGUGACACAGAGUAUCCAUCAGGUGGACAAGAACGGGAAGGUGAAGAAGUCCCUCACCACCUACGAGGUUAUGAAACCUGUGGAGAGCCUCAAACAGGUGGCCACACAAAACACUUGA
Messenger RNA from Centropristis striata (black sea bass), 919 nucleotides. RefSeq names its product BAALC binder of MAP3K1 and KLF4 b (gene baalcb). The coding region runs from base 374 to 919 and encodes 181 amino acids. The transcript is spliced from 5 exons. Lineage: Eukaryota; Metazoa; Chordata; Actinopteri; Perciformes; Serranidae. Gene Ontology annotation, cellular component: cytoplasm. The record is from RefSeq and is a predicted model, not a curated record.